AUGUGGCACGAAGAGCUACUAUCAAUACCUAACUUUUUAGCCGCUGGCUUUUUUCUUAGUCUUUUCGCUGUCAGCUCUCUUUUUUUGUAAGUCUCAAUUAUUUAAAGAAUAGGUCCAUUUUUUUCGUUUAUUUUUAAAUUUAGACUAUCAUAUGCUACACCAUGGGUUGGCCGCAAACGGAAAGAGUUCGUGGGCUCUCAACCCAUUUAUCGCUCGUCUCCGAAGCAAAAGUUUGUAUUUCUUUCUUCUUAAACUGGUUCUUCUCAGCUUUCACAACCUUCUGAAUGAAGAUCCUUCUGUUGGUAGACGGUACACACCGUCUGAAGUAUACUUGUCUGUGGUUAUUCCAGCAAUGAAUGAAAAGGUCUGUUGGGUCAACGAUUAACUCGUUUUUAAAUGUUUGUUCAUUCAGGAACGACUACCCGUAAUGCUCACAGACUGUUUUGGAUAUUUGAAUGAACGCAAGUCGAAAGAAUCCAAGUUCACUUAUGAGGUAUUGUGAACCUGAGUGAAUUUCCUUAGCUAACUUGAAGGUAAUUAUUGUUGACGACGGAAGUAAUGAUGGCACAGCGGACUUGGGUGUUCAGUGGAGGGCCAAUUACCCAGGAAUAAUCAAAGUUUUGAAGCUUGAAAAGAAUUACGGGAAAGGUGACUCAUUGAAAAUUUUCAAUAACCGAACUUGAUUAGGCGGUGCUGUUCGAAUGGGAACUUUGCAUUCUCGUGGACAGAUGAUUCUUUUCGCCGACGCAGAUGGCGCGACGACGUUCGAAGACUACGAGAAACUCGAGAAGGAGAUGAAGCUUUGCGGAGGAGGCGAACCUUUCGACGAGUCUUUUCCUAUCGUUGUCGUCGGCUCGAGGUACGCGUAAGCUUGAAAAAAAAAGGGAAGAAAGGAAAAAAGUUCUAACAAUAACAAAAAAAAAUAAACACUUAAAGUUAGCUGAUAUUUGGAGAAAGGAUUAUGAAGUAGACUCAUAGACGACAGUUUUUUUUUUUUCAUUAAAAAACAUUGCAAACGAUGCUUUCGUAACUAGAUAAAGCUGUAUCGAGGGACGUUUUGCGACUCGGGAAAAUGAAUAAAAUAAUCAAUUACAGUAAAAAAAAAAGAUAGAGGCGUAUCAUACACGUAAUUUAGCAAGGUGUCGCCGGUUUUAAUUUCGUUGAAGUUUUUGUAGGCGCAGUAGUUCAGUGUGCCUCAGAGAGGCAAAGAGGAUUCGAUAUAAUUUUUAAAUUGCUCAAAUGUUCUGUCAGCGCGAUGCAAGAAAGACUAUUGGAUUUUCCAACAGUUUGGUACUGAUUAGGAAAAAAGGACGAAAAGUCAAAAUUUGGCUGUCAGUAAAUGUACUCUGAGAUUUUAGUUAUAUGAUAGGGUUUGAAAAAACUAUUAAUUUUGAGGCUCAGCUUUGUAGCAUCUUUGCAUUACUCUCAUCGGUUUCGAUUUCAUCAGGGCUCAUCUCGAAGCACAAUCCCGAGUCGAGAGAUCUGUUUUUCGGACGAUUCUGAUGCACGGAUUCCACUCUCUCGUUUACCUGUUCGCUGUCAAAACAAUCAGCGACACGCAAUGCGGAUUUAAACUUUUCUCCAGGUCAUCCGCUGCGAGGGUGAGUUGCUCCUUUCUUUUCAGUAAUGAUCGUCUGUUCGAUGUAGAUCUUCCCCGUUCUGCACAUCGAACGCUGGGCUUUUGAUGUUGAGCUGCUCUAUUUAUGCGAGAAGUGGAAAAUCCCAGUUCAAGAGGUCGGCUAUUCAUUCAAUUGAAAAUAUACUACUCGGGAACAUGAGCUAUUAACAGAUGACAUAGCACAAAGAAGCAGUCAGUGGGAAGUGCACAAGAAAACUUUAAAAGUUUCAAAAUAAUACUUUUAAACAUUUUUUGAGAAACCAAGAACCUUUUUUUUCGUGUAACAUUAUGAUCUCAAGUUGUAGUUUCCGAACGAGAAAAAGCAUGAUAUGAAAGUUUUAGAGCAUUUUUCGCAAUUUUCUUGGGUUUUUCCAUUAUGCUCUUUCGGAUUCGGCAGAUAUAAUCUCUCCUUUUUGAGCAAUACAUUCCACUUCAAAUGAUCAUUCAGAGAAAUAAUUUGACUUAUCAUAUCUAUUUUAAUUCAGGUCAGCGUUAGAUGGAGGGAGAUCGACGGAUCCAAAAUCACUCCAGUGAUCUCUUGGCUUCAGAUGGGGCGUGACCUCCUCCUGAUUUGGUUCAGAUACACGGUAAUUAUUCAAAUUUAUUUUAAAAUAAAUCAAUAUUUUAAGGUCGGGCUGUGGACAGAUCGGCAGCCAGAAUAA
Messenger RNA from Caenorhabditis auriculariae, 2280 nucleotides. Lineage: Eukaryota; Metazoa; Nematoda; Chromadorea; Rhabditida; Rhabditidae. The record is from the annotation of a GenBank genome assembly.